CCACUGAAGAAGGCCUUUCAACGGCUGAAUAUCUCGCAUCCGAUGUUGGAACCGGAUCAAAUGCAGCAAUAUUCAUACAAUAUACUCUCCUAUAUUGCCAAAGUAAAACAUAUGGCUCGUGAGGAAUUCGAUUCACUCUGUUGCACUGUUGCAGCAGCAUUGCAACACUCAACAGCACCAAUUUUUCCAUUGUUGCAAAUUGGCGUUCCCAGACUGCUAAUCGCUCCAUCGAUACAGUUCCGAAAUCCGUUCGAAGUAAAACGAAGCAAACUGAUUGAGCAGAUCCCAAAAAUGCGAAUCAAUCUGAUGCAACAGUUCAGCACCAGGAAAAUACCCGUUUUUGAAGGUGGCCGGCCAGGCAUGCGUCUCAAAUUGCAACAUGCUGGUUUGCUCUCUUUUUUUUUUCAUAAAUCUCUUCUGAUCUCAAGCUAG
Molecule: messenger RNA, 432 nt
Organism: Gongylonema pulchrum
Lineage: Eukaryota; Metazoa; Nematoda; Chromadorea; Rhabditida; Gongylonematidae
Source: the annotation of a GenBank genome assembly